AUGACAACUCUACCCCUCAAAGUGAAGGUUGCAAUCCGUGACCACUGGACCAAGGACGACAGCCACCUCCAGCAGUCCCUCAAAGCCCUCCAGGACGUCCUCGGCCUCGAGGUCGAUGUGAACCCCGAGUGGCAGCCUCUCCUCACUGAGCUCGACGCCGACUACACCGAGAGGGCCGACGCCGUCGUUGCCGUCGCCGGCACCGUCAUAGCAUGGUGCCGCGCCGCGACGGAGCUCCUCGACGAUGGCAAGAAUGAGGAGUGGACCGAGACUUUGCUCGAGAAGCUCAAGAUCACCUGGUCAAGACUAAGACUCUUCAUUGAAGUCUCGAGACAAGAUGACGCCUCGACGACAUGGUCCGACGACCGCGGCGGCUUCCUCAUCGCCCUGCCCCGGCACCAGCGCAUCACGCCCUUGAACCUCCAGCCGCUCUUCCAGGCCGAGCUCAAGGAAUGCUUCGCGGACCACAAGCAGCUGCCCCCGUACUCGGCCUCGCCGACGGCGGACGACUGGGCCGAGGUCGGCAUGGACGCCCGCAUGGGCCGCCUCUCCGUCAGCGGCCCCAACGGCGGAGCCCACCGCCGCGGGCCCUCGGUGAGCUCGACGGCGACCCAGCCGCCGCCCGACUUCAUGCCCCGCGCCGACGCCCUGCCCCGCCCGGACGACCUGCUCCUGAAGCCGCCCUACCACCUCAUGAUCUACAGCCGCGGCGCCUACGAGAUCGAGGUCCAGUGCAGCCACAGCGCGACCCUCAAGUUCCUCGCCGACUACUUCAAGCGGUGGCGCAGGACGAACCACCAGAUCAGCAGCAAGCCCCCCGCCGUCGAGGUCAGGCUGCACCAGUGCGCCUUUGGGCUUGGCGCGAGCAUCGACCGCCUCGUGCUGGCCACGGAGCACAAGUACGGCGGCGCCUUCAUCCUCACGCCCACCGUCGUCCUCUCGCUCGUCGAGGGCGUGCUGGGCUACAAGCCCGUGUACUCGGACGCCACCACGUGGACGUACCGCCGCGACGUCGAGUUGAAGGUUUGA
Messenger RNA from Colletotrichum spaethianum, 1029 nucleotides. RefSeq lists its product as uncharacterized. NCBI's taxonomy places the organism in Eukaryota, Fungi, Ascomycota, Sordariomycetes, Glomerellales, Glomerellaceae. The transcript is spliced from 4 exons. The record is from RefSeq and is a predicted model, not a curated record. The coding region runs from base 1 to 1029 and encodes 342 amino acids.